GAGUGAGGUUGAGGAGUGUUCCCAAAAUCUCAAUAUCUUCAAAUCUAUCUGCAACUGCUAAUUUUCUCAUUUGAUCACAAAAAUGUCGACGAAACUUCAGAUAUUUACAGGAUUACCCCCAGCGCCAUUUCAAUCUUCUUCAUCCUCUUCCUCUACUCUUUGCAUACUCAAGAAGCCUCUCACCACUUCCUUUUUCGGUACCGGAGGAGUGGAAGUUCUUAAGCUUGAAGGUAUGAGGAUAGUGAAGCCUGUGCGAUCUACGCGUGGUGGAGGUGCUCUUGGUGCUCGCAUGAACCUCUUUGACAGGUUUGCCAGAGUUGUCAAGUCAUACGCGAAUGCUAUCGUAAGUUCCUUUGAAGAUCCGGAGAAAAUAUUGGAGCAAUCUGUGCUUGAAAUGAAUGACGACUUGACUAAAAUGCGUCAAGCUACAGCACAAGUAUUGGCAUCUCAAAAGCGGUUGGAAAAUAAAUACAAAACCGCACAACAAGCUUCUGAAGACUGGUACCGUAAAGCACAACUUGCUCUUCAGAAAGGUGAAGAAGAUCUUGCACGUGAAGCACUUAAGAGGCGUAAAUCUUAUGCAGAUAAUGCCAAUGCUUUGAAAGCUCAACUUGAUCAACAAAAGGGUGUUGUUGAGAAUCUCGUCUCUAAUACACGGCUUUUGGAGAGUAAGAUACAGGAGGCAAGGUCAAAGAAGGAUACUCUGAAAGCAAGAGCUCAAUCUGCAAAGACGGCAACCAAGGUGAGUGAGAUGCUGGGAAAUGUCAACACAAGUAGUGCUCUUUCAGCUUUUGAAAAGAUGGAGGAGAAAGUGUUGGCAAUGGAGUCCCAAGCUGAAGCUCUUGGCCAGUUGACUACUGAUGAUCUUGAAGGGAAGUUUGCAAUGCUUGAGAGCUCAUCAGUUGAUGAAGACCUUGCAAAUUUGAAGAAAGAAUUAUCUGGAGGCGCAAAGAAAGGAGAUCUUCCUCCUGGAAGAAGUGGUUCCAAUGCUGGAAUUCCGUUUCGAGAUGCUGAGAUUGAGAUGGAACUUGAUCAAUUGAGGCAGAGAGCAAAGGAAUAUUAAAGAAUGGAUUUUUCUUCUUCUUCAUAUUUUAUGCUUGAAUUUAGUUUCUUUAUUUCACAUAUCAACACUGUUCAGCCAAUAUUAAAAUAUUGUUUGACUAGUGACCGAAGGUUGGAUGGAAAAGUGAACUGAUUAGCCGCAUGCUUCUGGAGAUGAUGUUACAUUUAAAUACCUUCACCGUGAUGUUAUUGUAAUAUAUGUACAAUCAACAGUCCUAGUUUUUGAUUAAAAUGCAGGAGUAGCACACAGCUGUAUACAUUUUCUCCUUCAUUUUAUUAUCGACAAUUUUCACAAGGAGCUAUGAUGUAUCGAAUCAGAUAGUGGUUUUGAUUGCCUUUUGAGUUUGGAUGUACCUGUUGUUCAUAAAUCUUGUUAUGUUCA
This is a messenger RNA of Gastrolobium bilobum, 1444 nucleotides long. RefSeq names its product membrane-associated 30 kDa protein, chloroplastic. The record is from RefSeq and is a predicted model, not a curated record. Gene Ontology annotation, cellular component: chloroplast. Bases 83 to 1063 code for a protein of 326 amino acids. The transcript has 11 exons. NCBI's taxonomy places the organism in Eukaryota, Viridiplantae, Streptophyta, Magnoliopsida, Fabales, Fabaceae. Gene Ontology annotation, biological process: thylakoid membrane organization.